This is a messenger RNA of Morone saxatilis (striped sea-bass), 1139 nucleotides long. RefSeq names its product BTB/POZ domain-containing protein 6-B-like. Gene Ontology annotation, cellular component: cytosol. Lineage: Eukaryota; Metazoa; Chordata; Actinopteri; Moronidae. Gene Ontology annotation, biological process: neurogenesis. Gene Ontology annotation, molecular function: protein binding. The record is from RefSeq and is a predicted model, not a curated record.
GUACAUGUACAGCGAUGAGAUCGAGUUGGGGGCGGACACAGUGCUCGCCACACUCUACGCUGCCAAGAAGUACAUCGUUCCUGCUCUGGCAAGGGCCUGUGUCGCCUUCCUGGAGACGUCUCUAGAGGCGAAGAACGCCUGUGUCCUGCUGUCUCAGAGCCGGCUGUUCGAGGAGCCGGAGCUGACACAGCGCUGCUGGGAGGUGAUUGAUGCUCAGGCCGAACUGGCUUUGCGAUCCGAAGGCUUCUGUGAGAUUGAUCUGCCCACGCUGGAGAUCAUCCUGCAGAGAGAUUCGCUCAACGUCCGCGAGGUCCUGAUCUUCCAGGCGGCGCUGAGCUGGGCAGCAGCUGAGUGUCGACGUCAGGGCCUGGCUGUGACCCCCAGGAACCAGCGGGUGGUGCUGGGUAAGGCUCUGUACCUGGUCCGGAUCCCCUCCAUGACGCUGCAGGAGUUUGCGGAUGGGGCCGCGCAGUCGGACAUCCUGACACUGAAAGAGACUCAUGACAUCUUCCUAUGGUUCACUGCCUCCAACAAACCCAGACUGGAGUUCCCGCUGGUGAAGCGGGCCGGCUUGGCACCGCAGAGGUGCCACCGCUUCCAGUCCUCAGCCUACCGCAGCAACCAGUGGCGCUACAGAGGGCGCUGCGACAGCAUCCAGUUCGCAGUGGACCGCCGGAUCUUCAUAGCUGGACUCGGUCUGUAUGGGUCGAGCGGCGGCAAGGCUGAGUACAGCGUGAAGAUUGAACUGAAGAAGCAGGGAACCAUUCUUGCCCAGAACCUUACAAAGUUCCUGUCAGACGGAUCAAGCAGCACUUUCCCUGUGUGGUUUGAACACCCAGUCCAGGUAGAACAGGACACCUUCUACACAGUCAGUGCCGUCCUGGACGGAAACGAGCUCAGUUACUUUGGUCAGGAGGGGAUGACCGAGGUGCAGUGUGGGAAAGUGACCUUCCAGUUUCAGUGCUCGUCGGACAGUACCAACGGGACCGGUGUGCAGGGAGGGCAGAUCCCUGAACUGGUCUUUUACUGCUGAACCAGAACUGGGACUUGAGAUCUUUAAUCAGUGAUUGUGACUGCCACAGUAAAACUAAAGCUAAUUGGUUUGUUUAAUGUCUGAACAUUAAAGUGACUAAAACUCA